Messenger RNA from Populus nigra (black poplar), 1005 nucleotides. RefSeq names its product probable E3 ubiquitin-protein ligase RHC2A. The coding region runs from base 199 to 774 and encodes 191 amino acids. Lineage: Eukaryota; Viridiplantae; Streptophyta; Magnoliopsida; Malpighiales; Salicaceae. Gene Ontology annotation, cellular component: cytoplasm. Gene Ontology annotation, molecular function: ubiquitin protein ligase activity. The transcript is spliced from 2 exons. Gene Ontology annotation, biological process: protein ubiquitination. The record is from RefSeq and is a predicted model, not a curated record.
CCUCCAAACUCCAAACUAGAAGCAAACAAAUAACAAGUUAUCCUUCAGAUUCACUUCCACAUCUCACAACCCCCCACCCCCUUCUUUCCUCUUUUUUAUUACCCCAUUAUUGUUCAGGGAAUCAGCCUAGCCAAGAAGAGAUUACAACGCCAAAAGCUAAGUCACACUGAUCAGAGCAACGAAAAAAGUACACCAACAAUGUCUUCCACCCCAACAAAUGAAUGGCAAACCUACUGGUGUCAUGAAUGUGACCUCAGCAUCCACCUUCUCACCACCACCACUCCUCUUUGCCCUCACUGCCACCAUGACUUUCUUGAACUCAUGGACCCCAUUCCCACCUCCACCACCGCUGACACCGCCACUUUCCUCCUUGACAGCCCCUCCUUCCUCAACUUCCUUCAACAUCUCAACACCAAUAGCCAUUGCGAUUGUGAAGAUGAUAAUACAAACGCCACUAUUGACUCGAUCAUCCCCACCAUAAAAAUCACUUCUUGCAUGCUAGAAAUGGAUCCAAUGCUUGUGUGUGCAGUGUGUAAAGAUCAGUUCUUGAUUGAUGUUGAGGCCAAGCAGCUGCCCUGCAGUCACUUGUACCAUCCAGGCUGCAUUCUCCCCUGGCUUUCUAACCACAACUCUUGUCCUCUCUGUCGCUUCCAGUUACAAACGCCAGUAGUCAGAGAGGAGAAUUUGGAAACUUGGUCUCCUGAUCAUCCUCAUCAUGAUGCUAAUCAUGAUCAUGUCGGGGUUUUGUCCACCUCUCUUCCUCCACACUUUUGAAUUUGAAUGCAGGUAAAUAAACGCUUCUGGGGAUUUUGGGUUUUUGGUUUGGAAUUGAUCCAGUGAGGUGUAAAUCAACAGUGAACGAUUGUGUUACACAAAGAACUUGUGAUGGUUGUGCAUCUCCUUCUCCCCUUCAGACUUUCACUAUGGAUAUUGUAAAGUAAUACCUUGUUUGGGAUUGGAUUUUGGCCAGAAAUACAGCGUGGUUGAAUUGAUUUUUCUUCGUCC